AUGGCCGGCGAAGACACCCAGAUAAUCGCGAACGGAACCGUCAACGUCCUGACGAUAAUCCCCACCGAGAAAAUGUCUAACGACACCGUCGAGAUGCACAACAAGCUGAACAACAACAAAUCAAUCACCAACGGCAACGGCAAGGUCCUGGAGAUCACUGCUCUGGAGAAUGGAAAGCUCCUCGCCGUCGGGGACGAAAAGUCCAACAGCUUGCACACAGAGUUCGACGAUGUGGAUGUCUCUUGUGGGUGGGGCCUUUUCAGGCCGUUCUGGCUCCAGUACUUCGCAACCAAACAAGCUUUUUUGGUCAUCUUCUGCCUUACCUGGGUGCUGCAAGGCAUGUACUACACGUACUUUGUCUCAGUGAUAACAACUAUCGAGAAGCUGUUUCAAAUCCAGUCGAAGACCACGGGAAUCAUAAUGUCGGCGACGGAAAUCGGGCAGAUUGGAUCCUCGCUCUUGCUGACUUACUACGGCGGUCAAGGCCACAGACCCAAGUGGAUCGCCUGGGGCAUGAUACUCUUCGCCUUGAGCUCUUUCACCUGCUCUAUGCCCCAUUUCAUCUUCGGCGAGCAGCUGAUCGAGCAGAAGAAAGCGCUCUUUACUAUCAACCCGGACUCCGCUAGCACCUCGAAUCAUGUUACUUCUAGUCUUUGCACACCGCGCACUCAUAUUAAUUCUUCAAUGGAUCUCGAUGGGUCGUACACCACAGACUCACCAAACUUUGGCUCGGACACUACCGAGUAUUGCGAAGGCACAUUUCUGACAGAGCUGGAAAUUCAAUCGAAAAUAACGUCCAUAGUUCUGGCUAUUUUCUUCGUUUCGCUUCUGGGAGUUGGAAUGGGCCAGACAGCUGUUUAUACUCUGGGGAUUCCUUAUAUUGAUGAUAAUGUUGCUUCUAGAGAAAGUCCUUUAUAUUUUGCCAUAACAAUAGGAGUAAGAAUUCUGGGCCCAGCCCUUGGAUUUAUUCUCGGCUCGUUCUGCACAAUGAUCUACGUAGACCCGUCAGAUAAUCCGCAAAUCACGCCUAACGACCCGCGAUGGGUUGGCGCCUGGUGGCUCGGUCUGGUGCUGAUAUCAGGGAUGCUGAUGCUGGUGAGCAUCGCGAUGUUCGCAUUUCCCUCCCGACUGCCGACCUGUAAAUCCUCGCCCAAGAUCGAGGACUCGAAGCCAAGUCUGAAAGAUUUUCCAAAAGCGGUGAAGAGACUCCUAAAGAAUGACAUCCUGAUGUACAGAACAGCGAGCAGCGUGCUUCACAUCCUGCCGAUCGCGGGGCUGUACACCUUCUUGCCAAAGUACCUGGAAACGCAGUUCCGGCUGCCGGCCCACCACGCGAACAUGAUAUCAGGAGUCGGCGGGAUCCUCGUGAUGGGCCUGGGAAUAAUAAUCAGCGGCGUGUUUAUCCUGCGCAUUAAGCCCAACGCAAGGUUCGUAGCCGGGUGGAUAGCCUUCACCGCGAUCGUCUAUGCCGUAGGUAUGGGCACUCUGAUGUUCAUCGGGUGUCCCAUGGAUGACUUUGCCGGGUUGACGACCAACACCGAGGGCGUAACCAGCUUCGAGCCCACAUGCAAUGCCGAUUGCGAUUGUGGACGCAAUAAAUUUAGUCCCAUAUGUGGAGCCGAUAAAAAAACUUAUUUUUCGGCUUGCCAUGCUGCUUGUUCAAAUUUUACCGAAAUUGAUGGCAAAAUAUCUUCUUUUUACGGUUGUCAAUGCAUCGGUCAAAAUGAAACAUUGAACGCAGCAUUUGGAUUAUCAUCAAUUGAAAUGAGCAAAGCAACAAUGGGAUAUUGCGACCUAGAGUGCAGUAACUUCUGGGUGUACAUGAUCCUGUUUUCUCUGUUUGUUUUUAUCCACUCUACCAGUGAAGUGGGGUCGAUGCUUCUUAUUCUGCGAUGCGUCGAUCCCCAGGAUAAAGCGAUGGCUCUGGGUCUCAUACAAUUUGCGAUAGGCUUAUUUGGAAAUGUACCUUGUCCCAUAGUGUACGGAGCAGUUGUGGAUUCCGCAUGCCUGGUUUGGGAUAACUCCUGCGGUGAGCGUGGCGCCUGUUGGCUCUACGACUCAAACAUAUUCAGGAUGUUCUUUCACGGCACUACGGGUGGAAUACUCGCACUGGCAUUUAUUGUUGAUCUCGUUGUGUGGUACAAAGCCGGAAAAAUAAACUUUGUCGACGAGCAGACGGCUCAAGAAGGCUCCCUCGAAGAAAUGACGACUCUUAAACCUCAGGAUAAACGAACCGUUGACAACGAUUACCUGUAA
Molecule: messenger RNA, 2256 nt
Organism: Cotesia congregata
Lineage: Eukaryota; Metazoa; Arthropoda; Insecta; Hymenoptera; Braconidae
Source: the annotation of a GenBank genome assembly